CUUGCAUCCAACUCGCGGGGCCUGCAAAAUGUCGCUCGCGGCAACGGCGCCAGGAGGCGGCGGCCCCAAGAGCGCUUCAGACGAGCUGGUUUUCUACGUGAACGGUAGAAGGGUUGUAGAGAAGAAUGCAGACCCUGAGCAGAUGACGCUGUCUUAUUUGAGGAAAAGACUUCGUCUCACGGGUACCAAGUACGGCUGCGGUGGAGGCGGUUGCGGUGCAUGCACGGUGAUGAUCUCAAGAUAUGAGCCAGUUGCGAAGAAGAUCAUUCAUUAUUCCGCCAACGCAUGCUUGCUUCCCUUAUGUUCGCUGUACGGCUGUGCCGUCAUCACCGUGGAAGGAAUUGGAAGCACCAAAACCAGGAUUCAUCCAGUUCAGGAACGGAUAGCGAAAAGCCAUGGCUCUCAGUGUGGUUUCUGCACCCCGGGAAUGGUGAUGUCCAUCUAUGCUUUACUGCGCAACGAGAUGGAGCCCUCAACAGAACAAAUCACUGAAGCGCUUGCAGGGAAUUUGUGUCGCUGCACUGGCUACAGGCCCAUUAUAGAUGGCUGUAAAACCUUCUGUAGGGAAUCGUUUUGCUGCCAAAAUAAGGAAAACAAGGGCUGUUGCUUGGAUGAAGAAGAUAGUAUACCUUUGUUACCUAACAAGGAAAGGAAGGUUUGCACAACAUUGUUUUCUGCAGAUGAAUUUCAGCCUUUGGAUCCCACCCAAGAGCUAAUAUUUCCUCCAGAACUCAUGCGAAAGGCAGAGUGUCAAACCGCACAAACUCUUGUCUUCCAUGGAGAAAGAACGACGUGGAUUUCUCCUGUAAAUCUCAGGGAACUCCUGGAACUGAAAGCCAAGUACCCCCUGGCACCUCUCGUUGUAGGGAACACUUGUGUUGGACCGGAUAUGAAAUUUAAAGACGCAUUUCAUCCAGUUAUCAUUUCACCCACAAGGAUAUUGGAUCUGCAUACGGUGAAACACACUGAAGGGCUGCUGCUUGGAGCCGCCUGUAGCCUGACCUUGGUGAAAGAUGUUCUGACAGAUGCCGUUUCGAAACUCCCAGCAGAGAAAACCAAGAUAUUCCGUGCCCUUUUGCAACAAUUAAAAACUCUGGCUGGGCAGCAGAUCCGAAAUGUAGCUUCUUUGGGAGGAAAUAUCAUAAGUAGAAGUCCUACAUCUGACAUCAAUCCUAUUCUGGCUGCUGGAAACUGCAUCCUCUACGUGGCGUCACAAAGGAGAACACGAUGGCUUCCUGUGGGUGACCUUUUUGUCGAUGGGCUUGGAAACAAUACCUUGGAACCAGAAGAGAUCCUAGUAUCUGUUCACAUUCCACAUUCCAGUAAAGGAGAGUUUGUAUCAGCCUUCCGACAAGCCCAGCGACGUGAAAACGCUUUGCCGAUAGUUAACGCAGGGAUGAGAGUUCUUUUUGAAGACGACCGUGACACCGUUAAAGACAUUGGCAUCUUUUAUGGAGGCAUGGGCUCCACUACGCUCGCAGCAAAGCAAACGUGCCAGGCCCUCAUUGGGAGAUCCUGGGACGGGCAGCUGUUGGAUGAAGCUUGCAGAAGCCUACUCAAGGAAAUUUGUCUCCUGAGCUCAGCUCCUGGGGGCAAAGUGGAGUACAGAAGGACCCUCGUUGUUAGUUUCAUGUUCAGAUUCUACCUGGAGGUGCUGCAGUCCCUGAAAAUAAUGCCUCCUGGUCUGUAUCCUGACAUUCCAGACAAUUAUUUGAGUGCCCUCAAACCUCUGCACUCCAAAAUACCUCAGAGUAUACAAAUGUACCAGGACGUGGCGCCAGGACAGCUUGCCCAGGACUCGGUUGGCCGCCCGAUCAUGCACCUGGCCGGUCUUAAACAUACCACAGGGGAAGCGAUUUACUGUGAUGACCUUCGUGCUGUGGACGAAGAGCUCUCCCUUGCUCUGGUCACCAGUUCCAAAGCCCAUGCAAAGAUCGUAUCAAUAAAUGCUUCCGAAGCCCUCAAGAUGCCGGGGGUGGUCGAUGUCGUCUCUAUUCAGGACGUUCCAGCUACUAAUGAGUUCUAUAACUAUGAUGUCCCGGAUAUUAUAUUUGCCAGAGACAAGGUGACCUGCGUGGGUCAGAUCGUCUGUGCCGUGGUUGCGGAGUCAGAGGCUCAGGCUAAGAGAGCAGCUGCCAAGGUGAACAUUCGGUAUGAGCCAGAGGAGCCUGUCAUCCUGACCAUAGAGGAGGCGAUAGAACACAACUCAUUCUUUGAACCGGUACGAAAACUGGAACACGGGAACGUGGACGAAGCAUUUAAAACUGUCGACCAGAUACUGGAAGGUGAGGUCCUUAUUGGGGGACAGCAGCACUUUUACAUGGAAACGCAGAGUAUUCUUGUGGUUCCGAAAGCGGAAGAUAAAGAAAUGGACAUCUAUGCAUCAACUCAGCAUCCAGCAUUUGUACAGGAUAUGGUCUCAUCAUGUUUAGGUGUCCCAAGCAAUCGGAUUAUGUGCCACGUCAAGAGAAUCGGAGGAGCUUUUGGUGGGAAGCUGCUGAAAACAAGUCUGUUGGCUUGCGUUACAGCCGUGGCCGCCAAAAAGACAGGCCGUCCAGUCCGCUGCAUUCUAGACAGAGGCACUGAUAUGUUAAUCUGUGGAGGUCGGCACCCUACCAUUGCCAAAUACAAAAUUGGCUUUAUGAACAAUGGCAGAAUUUUGGCCAUGGAUGUCAGUGCGUAUGUUAAUGGAGGAUGUACUCCUGACGAUUCCAUUUUGGUUACAGAGAUACUCCUUUUGAAAAUGGAUAAUGCCUACCACAUCCCAAACAUACGUUCUUGCGCUCUUGCUUGCAAGACAAACAUGCCAUCCAACACAGCUUUCCGGGGAUUUGGCUUCCCGCAAGGCGGUCUGGUUACCGAAACUUGGAUAACACGCGUUGCGGCCAGGUGUGGUUUAUUGCCAGAGCAGGUUAGGGAAAUCAAUAUGUAUAAAGAAAACGGACUAGCACCUUACAAACAAGAGUUCAAGGCCCAGAACCUGCUUAGGUGUUGGAACGAAUGCCUGGAGAAGUCUGCCUAUGACGCCAGAAAAGCCGCUGCGAAUGAAUUCAACAAGCAAAAUUACUGGAAGAAAAAAGGGAUCGCCAUUAUACCCAUGAAGUUUCCAGUUGGUUUUUGCACACGCGUUCUGGGUCAGGCAGCCGCUCUGGUUCAUUUAUAUACUGAUGGGUCUGUGCUCCUGACACAUGGCGGCGUAGAAAUGGGACAAGGACUUCACACCAAAAUGAUCCAGGUCGCUAGCCGAGAAUUAAAGAUGCCGAUGUCAAAUAUUCACUUUUGUGAGACAAGUACGACGACGGUCCCUAAUGCAUGUGCUUCAGUGGGAUCUAUGGGAACUGACGUCAAUGGAAUGGCAGUGAAGGAUGCCUGCCAAGCUCUUCUGAAGCGCCUUGAACCCAUCAUCUCUCAGAAUCCGAAGGGCUCUUGGAGAGAAUGGGCAAAAGAAGCUUUUGAUCAGAGCAUUAAUCUAUCAGCAACAGGUUAUUUCAGGGCUUAUGAAGCAAACAUUGACUGGGAGAAGGGGCAAGGCCACCCAUUUGAAUAUUUCAUUUUUGGAGCUGUUUGCACUGAGGCUGAAAUAGAUUGCCUGACUGGAGAUCGCAAGAAUGUCAGAACAGACAUUGUUAUGGAUAUUGGCUGCAGCAUCAAUCCUGCAGUGGAUAUCGGUCAGAUUGAAGGCGGCUUUGUUCAAGGACUUGGACUUUACACAAUGGAGGAAAUUAAAUUCUCCCCCAAAGGUGUCCUUUACACACGAGGUCCAGAUGAGUAUAAAAUCCCUGCGGUGUGUGAUAUCCCUGAACAUUUUAGUGUCUCCUUGCUGGCUUCUUCACAAAGCACAACAGCCAUCUACUCUUCCAAGGGCCUUGGUGAAUCAGGGCUUUUCCUGGGAUGCUCCAUGUUCUUCGCCAUGUGGGACGCAGUGGCCGCUGCAAGACGAGAACGCGGAUUGUCCGAGGACUUUGGCCUGAACAGUCCCUUGACUCCUGAAUGCAUUCGAAUGGCCUGUGCGGACCAGUUUACUGAAAUGAUCCCAAAGGAUGAAAAGCCAUCUCCAUCCUGGUCCAUCUCUCUGUAGAAGUGAAAAUGGAGCGGAUGCAAAGGACCGUCAGUGACUUCUUGGAGGAACAUCGCCCAACAGUCAAUCAAUGUGAUUCAUUUUAAUCCAGUAUUUAUUUUCAUUUGUGGGGGGGGGGGGGGGGAGAAAUAUUUCAGGCUGCUUGUUCAGUCUCAGGCGAGCUGGAAUUCUGAACUUUCAAAUAAUGUGUUACUAGAGGAUUACAGUUAAAGAUCCAGUGACUUAGUUGAUUGGUGUGUUUAUUUGGGCCAUCAUUGAUACAAAAACAGACAACAAAAUUUUGGUGACUUGGUUAUUUCAAAACGAUACGGUAAAUUUGCCCAUGUUAGUCCCAAUCUGUGUCCCCCUCAGCAAAUAUCCUGGACCAAUUUCUCACUAGCCUUAUCCUGCUCUCACGCUCCUCUUCUGUCCAGGGCUUCCGUCGGAUUUCACACUAUCUGCCUCAGGGCAGCAACUAGCUUCGCCUUUUUCGUGUGCCAAGCAGAAACCUCUAAAAAAAACAGUUUCUGUUUGCCGCGUGAAAAAGGUGAAGCUAGUUGCAGCCUCAGGGCAGAUAGUGUGAAUUCUGACGGAAUCCCCGCAGAGAAGAGAAGUGUGAGAGCGGCGUAAGACUAGUGGGAAAUCGGUCCUGGUCUCCUUUCUAAUUCUUUUGCCUGUUGAGUCUCCUCAACCAUACAUUCCUCAUCUUAGAUCCUCCCGUUAUCAUUUUGCCAUGGGUUCCUUAAAUCCUCAUCUCUCUUGUUUCUUCCUCUGCAUUUCAUUGCCUCUCUGGGGAAAACUGUAUGUUAUAAAGAAUGUGUGGCUACCCUGCACAGCAGCUGCAUCUGGAACACCCCUGGGCAAUGUUGAGAUGAAUGUAGGGUUGCCAACCUUCAGAUGGGGCCCAAAGUUCUCCUGGAAUUACAGCUGAUCUCCACACUGCAGAGAUCAGUUUUCCUGGAGAAAAUGGCGACUUUGGAGGGCGGACUCUGGUGCCAGAUUCUUGCUGAACUCCCUCCCCAAACUCCGCCCUCUCCAGGCUCUGCUGCCAAAUCUCCAGGAAUUUCAUUACCUGGAGUUGGCAAUCCAAAUUCCAUACCUUGUGUUCUAGGACAGUGGUGGCCAACAGUAACUCCAGAUGUUUUUUGCCUACAACUCCCAUCAACCCCAGCCAUUGGCCAUGCUGGCUGGGGCUGAUGGGAGUUGUAAGCAAAAAACAUCUGGAGAGCUACCAUUGGCCACCCCUGUUCUAGGGUCAUUAUGUUGGUACGCCCCUGCUCCCCUCCACUGGAUGUUGGUAGCUUCCUGCGAUUUGAUGCCGAGCGUCAAAUUGAUUCGUUUUCUCCUUUGUUGGCUUUGGUUGUGACCUCAGUAUAUAUAUCUCAGAAGUUUGCAUUGGAUUUGGUUUUAGACUUUGAGGGGGGUUUUAUGUAGGGCUUUUUUUGUAGCAGGAAUUCCUUUGCAUAUUAGGCCACACACCCCUGAUGUAGCCUAUCCUUCGAGAGCUUACAGUAGACCCUGUUAUAAGAGCCCUGUAAGCUUUCGCAGGAUUGGCUACAUUAGGGGUGUGUGGCCUAAUAGGCAAAGGAGUUCCCGCUACAAAAAAAAAAGCCCAUGUUUUAUUAACUCUCAUAGUAUACCCAGGUCUGCAGGAGUGGGAAGAGUCAUCCAGCAUCCUCAGAAUAAGAAUUAUUAUACAACUGCUGAGUGAUAGAAAUUACAUUGAAAGAAGAAUAGCCUGUUGUAUCACACCGGCACCUUUAACAUGAAUUGCCAUUAAACUCACCUGAGGGCUGGGCGUUAAGACAAUCUUUUCAGAAGUUCAGGUGGAAAGACCCAGGAGCGUGAAAGGAUGUGUGGAUUACGCUUCUGAAGUCGCUCCAUCAGAAUAUUCUACAUAUCCUUUCAUGUGGGAAAAACAAGAUUACCUUUACUACCGUGUUAUCGUAGCUAUGAUUAGAUAUCUUAAUGUAAUGGGUAUUGAAAUCUAGUCAAUGUGAGUGUGCCAGCAGUAAUUCCCACAGGUGAAAUGACAAUGUUUUCAAUUUUAUGGCCUCCAUUUCUUUUGGGUUGUAAGCAUAGGUUUAUAAUUAUAUGCCAGGAACCAGCUCUGACUAAAGAUUCCUCUUCCACCCCGCAAGCUUCCAUUAUUCCAGAAGUGGUAGCAGCCAGGUACAAUUUGCUUCAGUAGAGACCCAACCCCUAAGCACUCUAAACAAUAUUUUAAUUGGUCUUUGUGUUGGUUUUUUUAUAACUGUAAUUUUAAGAGACUUUCAAGUGUAAAAAAUAAAUUGCUUUUCCAACACCGAA
Messenger RNA from Heteronotia binoei (common prickly gecko), 6367 nucleotides. RefSeq names its product aldehyde oxidase-like. The transcript is spliced from 35 exons. Lineage: Eukaryota; Metazoa; Chordata; Lepidosauria; Squamata; Gekkonidae. Bases 29 to 4078 code for a protein of 1349 amino acids. The record is from RefSeq and is a predicted model, not a curated record. Gene Ontology annotation, molecular function: FAD binding; xanthine dehydrogenase activity; NAD binding.